UCUCUCUCUCUUCCUCUCUUCCUCUCUGCCUCUCUCUCUCUCUCUCUAUCUCUCUAUACCACAAGACCAACUCUCCAGCUUGCUCUCAUGGAAACCCUACCUAUUCUCUUUACCCUAUUUGGUGCUACAUUUUUGUAUCUCUUCUGGUUCUACCUCUUGGCUCGGAAACUCACAGGUCCGACCGUUUGGCCAUUCUUGGGCAGCCUUCCGGUUCUCUUUAUGAACCGGAAUUCAAUCCACGACUGGAUCACGAGUAACCUCCGUGCCACAGGCGGUUCCUCCACGUACCAAACAUGUACACUCGCUCUCCCUUUCUUGGCUCGCAAGCAAGGGUUGUUCACCGUGACAUGUAACCCAAAAAACAUCGAGCACAUUCUCCGAACCCGAUUCGACAACUACCCCAAAGGGCCAACGUGGCAGGCCGCUUUUCAUGAUCUUUUGGGGGAAGGAAUAUUCAAUAGCGACGGAGAGACGUGGCUGAUACAGAGGAAAACAGCGGCGUUGGAGUUCACAACUCGGACGCUGAGGCAGGCCAUGGCUCGGUGGGUGAACCGGACCAUCAGGAACCGGCUGUGGUGCAUUUUGGAUAAGGCGGCCAAAGAUCACAUCGCGGUGGACUUACAGGACCUUUUGCUUCGGUUGACGUUCGACAACAUUUGCGGCCUCACAUUCGGCAAAGACCCGGAAACGCUGUCACCGGAAUUACCCGAUAACCCGUUUGCCAAGGCAUUCGACAACGCCACCGAAGGCACUCUCCAACGCCUCCUCUAUCCCUCUUUCCUUUGGCGACUGCAGAAGAUCUUCGGCCUCGGAGCCGAGCGACAGCUAGAGAAGAGCCUCCGUGUCGUCGAGAACUACAUGAACGAAGCCAUCGUAGCGCGCAAAGCGACGCCGUCCGACGACCUGAUCUCCCGCUUCAUGAACAAGCGCGACGUCGAUGGGAACCCCUUUCCGAGCGCCGUCCUCCAGCGCAUCGCCCUCAACUUCGUCCUCGCCGGCCGCGACACGUCGUCCGUCGCUCUCAGCUGGUUCUUCUACCUCGUCAUGAACAAUCCCCAAAUCGAGGCCAAGAUCGUCGGCGAGAUCUCGACAGUCCUGAAAUCGACACGUGGCGACGAUCAGCGCCUCUGGCUCGAAGAGCCCCUGGUGUUCGACGAGGCCGAUAAAUUGGUCUAUUUGAAAGCGGCGCUGGCUGAGACUUUACGAUUGUACCCUUCCGUACCGGAGGACUUUAAGUACGUUGUGAACGACGACGUUUUGCCGGACGGGACUUUUGUGCCGGCCGGUUCGACGGUGACGUAUUCGAUCUACUCGGUGGGGAGGAUGAAGAGUAUAUGGGGGGAGGACUGUAUGGAGUUUAAACCGGACCGGUGGAUUUCGGCCGACGGGAACCGGUUCGAACCUCCCAAGGACAGUUACAAGUUCGUGGCGUUCAAUGCCGGACCGAGGACUUGUUUAGGGAAGGACUUGGCUUACCUGCAGAUGAAGUCGGUGGCUUCGGCCGUACUGUUGCGUUACCGGCUGUCUCCGGUUCCCGGUUUCCGUGCCCAGCAGAAGAUGUCUCUCACGCUCUUCAUGAAGAAUGGGCUUCAGGUGUAUUUGCAUCCACGUCAGCUUGGUGGUGGGCCAGGUCAGGUCGCCGCCACCUCAGCAUAAGGGGGGGUAUUUUCGGGAUUGAGAAAAAGAGAAGAUCAAAACUGUGCCAUCUGUGUGGGAUACAAAUUGAAGUCAUUUAAUUUGUUUUUAAUUUAAAAAAAAUGUAUAUGUAACUUUGUUGUUGGGUCUGUUGGGUAGGGUAAGUGGAUCUGGGUUUUAGUGGGUUGAAUAUGAGUA
This is a messenger RNA of Prunus avium (sweet cherry), 1833 nucleotides long. Its product is annotated as cytochrome P450 86A1-like. The record is from RefSeq and is a predicted model, not a curated record. Gene Ontology annotation, molecular function: heme binding; monooxygenase activity; iron ion binding. NCBI's taxonomy places the organism in Eukaryota, Viridiplantae, Streptophyta, Magnoliopsida, Rosales, Rosaceae.